AAUCUGAAGUGAAAAUGUCCUGGAAGUCUUGCUGCAUUUUUAUGGUGUGGUCGGAUGUAGAAGUAUCCAGGUAGUAACAAGCUGAUAAAAACAAUACAGCCUAACAUCACGAGAAGGGUGAACGGGGGAUUUUGUCAACAAGUGAAACGUGACAGCAGUUAUUUGACUCCGAAUUUUCUUCCCUUCUAUUUUCUUUGGUGCCUCUAUUAAACCAAGAAAGUUGGAAAGAGUUUGCAGAAAAGACCUCAUAAAACGCGGGGAGUAUGCCUGAGCGAAGCGCAAAAGGGUCGUUUCCCAUCAACUAUAAAAUGGGAUGCAAAAACCAGAAAGAGCAUCACUUGCUGAUGUUUCUCCCUCAGUUCAAGUCAUCGAAGAAGAGCAGCAUUCCUUGACGUAUUACAGUGAAAAUCUCAUCAAAUCCGAAAUCAGUGCCUACACGGACUUUAUCGUAUCUAAGAAGGUGCUACAAGAAAAUGCGUUCCAUUCUAUCAAUCGCUAUGUUGGUUUGCCUGGUGUCAGCCAUCAACUUUCAGCUGAGCCACAGCAGCAGCAGCGAAAAAGAAUCCGAUUUGAAACUAAAACAACUUAUCGAGUUGGGAUUUGAGGAACUGGAAGAUCUUCCCGACAUACAAUCCGAUGGAACGGACGUCGCUUCUUCGCGGAAGCUGGGUCUGGGUCUCAAAGUCAAGGGUCUUUUCCUCAAGCCGCUGGCCCUAGCAAAAAUCAAAAUCGCCCUUUUGCUUGGCAAACCUCUGGUCCUAACAACUCUUAAAAAGCUUUUACUUAAAGGCUUUCUUGGCAAAUUGUUGCUCAAAAUUCCUCUGAUUUUGCUCGGCACUGGCAAAGCUGGACUGUUGGCUAAGGUGGUAGCCCUUAAAUUUGCCUUGAUCAAGAAGGGUUUGUUUGGAUUAAAGGCCCCACUUGCCCUACUCUUCCUGGGUGGUUUGAUCAAAGUCGCCUUAAAAGGAUCAGGUUUGGGAUUGGCUCUAGGACUCGCCGGAUCUCUUCUAAAGCCAAAUGGACAAAGCGGAGAAGAAUACUAUGAACCUACUAAAGGCUACGCUCCUCCCAAGAUUCCUCCUCCACCCCCUCCUACCUACAACCCACCUACUGUUUAUUCCGCUCCCGUGUAUAGUGCUCCGGUAGUUUAUUCUUCUGUUCCUUUAUACAGUCCAACGCCUUACUUUCAAACUAGCUCAAAUGUUGGCGGAAGUAAUUACGGAUCUGGCCGCAGGAAGCGCAACCUUCAAGAAAACAGCGAUAGCGGAGAAGAAUUCUUCUCCGACGAAUCGGCCGAGGAACUUAGACUAGAAAUCGAAGCUGCUGAGAUUAAUGGACACGCUUAUCUCUACAUGGCCGCUCAAUUUGACGAGCAAUCGUGCGGGCGCCGUCUGUUCUGUGAAGUCUACCAGAAACCCAAAGAAAAUCUCACUGAAGACGAAAAACUAUUGCAGAACAAUUUUGGUUAUCCCUUUCCUUCGUUGAAUGAAGAUGACGAAGGUACUCCUAAGGAAAUGUACUACAGAGCUGCCCAACUUGGCGCCAAUCACCAGGGUCAACCAAACAAUCAAAUCUGCGCUCGUUUUUACGCAACUUGUCCCCAUAAUGCCGAGCAGCUGAUCCACUUUUUCGUCACCGAGGAUGACGAAACCAAUGAAAUUGAAUCAGUUCACAACCGUCCAUUUUCUCAUUUGAAACCACCUAAGCAAUCUGUUGCUAGACUUCCCUUCUACCAACCGAACAACUUUUCUCCUGCCCAACGAUCGGACCCGAUUGAUUUUGAGCCGACUGUUGAUCAAAACCAGACCUACUCAACCACACCAAUCCAAGAUCAAGUUGUUGUUGCUCCUGCUACACAUCUACGCCAGAGAAACAUCACGGUCUCUGACGUUUAAAUUUUCGUUAAAACGAAGUAUUUUUCCUGACACGCUGACUACAUAUUCUUGCAGGUUUGGCUUCUUGUAGUCUCAUUUGUUUUACCGUUUCAUUAUGAUCCAUUUCAAGGUUUCCCUAUAUAGUUUAUUCAAUUUAAAAGUGAUUUAUAUCCAAGAAAUUUAUGGUAAUAUCAAUACAAAUUCUCAAA
Molecule: messenger RNA, 2083 nt
Organism: Daphnia pulicaria
Lineage: Eukaryota; Metazoa; Arthropoda; Branchiopoda; Diplostraca; Daphniidae
Exons: 4
Coding region: 474-1895 (473 amino acids)
Source: RefSeq, a predicted model, not a curated record